This is a messenger RNA of Pantherophis guttatus, 3628 nucleotides long. It is a transcript of the gene PRR5L, whose product is annotated as proline rich 5 like. NCBI's taxonomy places the organism in Eukaryota, Metazoa, Chordata, Lepidosauria, Squamata, Colubridae. Gene Ontology annotation, biological process: TORC2 signaling. Gene Ontology annotation, cellular component: TORC2 complex. The record is from RefSeq and is a predicted model, not a curated record.
CCGAAGCCCGCCGUCUCCGGGGGGGUCUUUAGAAAGGGAGAGGGAAGCAGGAGCUGGCCUCGCUCUCCACGAUCGGUGCGCAGGUUUGAGCUGCAGCCAGGACAGACCGGUGAAUGUCUGGGAGAGUCGGGAAGUGAUGCCUCCCUGCGGAGGAGGGUUCUUACUUCCACGCAACAGAAGACGAAACCUGCGGGGCUUCUUUCCUUGCUGCUUCCUCCCAAGUAUUCUUGGGAGCGAUUCGCCGACUUGCACGCUCCUUUUGGGUUAUUUAUUUAUUUAUUAUUAUUAUUUUUAUUCCGGGAGGUGCUGCUGCUGCUGCUGCUACUUGAGUUCCGAAACCCGAGUGGGCGGAGGCGGGCGGAUAACCUCAUUCCCUCCUUCUCCCUCUCGCCCCCCACUUUUUUUUUUUUUUUCCUUUUCUUUCUCGUUAUUGCUAAAUGACUUUCAAUUAAGAGCAUAGCCGGCUAUUAUGCAGCAGAGACGGAAGACGUGCGGUUAGCGUGGAAAAAAAAAAAAGAAGAAGAUCUGGCAGGCUCUUCCCACUUGUUUCAAAUCCUCGUCUCGGGGACUGGGAAAGGUGUCAGGACUGUCCUCUUUAACAAGACCUUUUUGGGUUGAAGGAGGGUUGAUCUGCAUGACAAGCCUGCUCUAGUUGAAGGAGAGUCAGUUGGGCCAGAUGCGUCAUGCCCAGGCCACGCCCACCCCAGCUCAGUGAAAGAGAAAAAGUCACGAUACAUCACGUGGUGACAAUGUGACGCGCAGGCAUCCUGCUUCUGAUGGGUUACUGAAGUGGGAGGAGCUUCGUCCCUCUGCCUCUUCCCUCUUGCAACUGAGUGUCUUGCCACAAUUGGCUCAGAUUCCUUAAAGGGCAGAAGUUGGCUUCUCAGUAUACCACGAAAGAAGGGAGCAGCAUUUCCAUUACUUUAAAGGUUGAAUUCUGAUUCCCGAGGAAACAGAAGUAUCUUCCCUGCCAGUUAACCUCAAUAUCCUCAUGCAAAUCAGUUUCCUCACCCCCUUCCGUCUAAACUGAUGAUGUGGAUUCCAUCAUAGCUUGAGCUUUUGAUUUCCAAUUUCAGAAGAUGGGCUCAUUCCGAAAGCCCCGGCCACGUUUCAUGAGCUCCCCAGUGCUGAGUGAUUUGCCACGAUUCUUGGCAGCUCGGCAAUCUCUGCAGUUCAGAUCGAACUCUGCCUGGAACAGUGUUCAAACAGCAGUGAUCAAUGUCUUCAAAGGGGGAGGCCUGCAAAACAAUGAACUCUACAUCCUCAACGAAAAUGUCAGGCAGUUGUUGAAGAGUGAGCUUGGAUCCUUCAUCACAGACUAUUUUCAGAACCAGCUUCUUUCAAAAGGUUUGCUAUACAUAGAAGAAAAAGUUAAGUUUUGUGAAGGAGAAGAUCGUAUCCAUGUAUUAUCUGAAACCUGGGAUCACUUCUUCACAGAAACUCUUCCUACACUACAGGCUAUAUUUUACCCUGUUCAGGGUCAAGAAUUGACCAUUCGUCAGAUUUCCUUGCUUGGCUUCCGAGACUUGGUCUUAUUAAGAGUAAAGUUGGAUGAGAUUCUUCCUCUGAUCCAAAGUAACCUUCCACCCUCCAUUAUCCAGAUGCUGCUAAUUUUACAGGGAGUCCAUGAACCUACAGGUCCCACUAAGGCCUUUAUACAACUAGAAGAACUUGUAAAACUGGUAGUUUCCCCAUACCUUGGUUUGUGCGAAGAACAUUGCUUCCCUGGCAGUACCUGUGCCCUGGAGAGACGGUAUUACAGAUCUCGUUACAAACCCAACGGGCUAAGCAUUUCUUCUCACACAGUGGCAACCCGACAGGUCAGUGAGACCGCCUUGACACCCCUGACUGAACAGGAAGGCGAGGCUUACCUUGAGAAGUGUGGGAGCAUCCGCCGGCAUACUGUCGCCAAUGCUCAUUCUGAUAUCCAACUGUUGGCCAUGGCUUCCAUUAUGCACUCAGGCAUGCUAGCAGAAGAACCAGACAAUGGCGACCAAUGUCUCCUCUUGCAACCCAGUUUGAACCACAGACAGUUUUCUAGUGAGCCCAGCAUAGCAGAUGGACCAGAAGAACUGGCCACCUCAGUCAUGGAGGAGCCUGCAGAACUGAAUUGCACAUCUGUCUGUUGAAACAAAGGAACAGAACACUCCUGCACAGCAGAGGAAGCCGAUGUUACUUUUCAUGCUGCUUAGAUCAAGAAUUAGAUCUACAGGGCAUAUCCUGAAGCUGAUUGUGUUCUUAGGCUCUAAUAUUAUGAGGGUCCUUUCUGUGGACUACAAAGGUACAAAGUUGUUUCAGCUGAAACAUUCCAAUGUUGUCUCAGAGCAAUGGUUUCUCAGAGUUUGUUUUUCUAGCUAGAUUUUCGUGCCCUCAGCUGCAUUCCGUUUUUGUCUUAUCUGGAGGGUUAACAUUGUAAUCCUAGUUUUAUUCUGCCUUGCAGAUUGGGAAGAUGAACUCCAAUGUUAGCGACAGGCAGUUAUUUCUUCUCAAUUGCGAUGUCUUGUGAAAAAUACAAGGAAGCCAAGGUUGUUGCAGUGGUACAUCCCUUUGUAGGACAAUGAACCAUUUUCAUUAUAAUAUGGUGUACACCUAAACUAUAAAAAUAGGAGCAGUAAAACUUCUUCCACUCUCUAUCAUCAGAGCUGGUCAGAGUAACAAACUCUAUUCUGGGUGAUAGAGUCACCCAAAAUGAAAGCAGUAGCCUAAAACAAAACUACUGUGGCUAGCAUAUUGUUUUGAUGUUUUGAUUGCAGUACAUCUCAGGAAUUACUCAAAUUAUUUUCAGAAAACUACUAAAAGCAGGCCUUUAGGGAAGGUAUCUGACUGCUUGCCAAACACAACACCAGUGCUGAGCUGGUAAGUAUGCAAUAAUGAUUUUGAGCUACUAGCUUCUAUAAAUCAGGGGUUGCUGGGUUUAAGACUGAAUAUUCUGGAAAUAGCUUUUAUUGAUAACAACAAUGAAAGAAAGGUUGCAUUUGCAUUAGUGCGGUAAUAGCAGACAACCCCUUUGACUGGUGGGAAUAGCCUUUAUUGUUGGAAACCCUUCUGUGCAAAAAUUCCAUACGGAACAGGGAAUAUCUACAACUGCUAUAAUGAUUGACUGCUGCAAAUAUCAGGAUCAAGUUAGAUGAGGUUCUUGGAACUGGUAUAGUGAUUUCUGGAAAUAUUUCCAUACAUCUUUGGUAACCAACCCAUUCUUUAACAAAGAGAAUAGAGAAAGAAUGUUUUAAGUUUUGUGGCUAGUUGCCUUCCUCCUGCAGGUCUCUUGAUAUUGAUGGGGCAAUGGCCUUUAGUAUCUAGAAUUGAUAGGGGUUUUUUGUUUUUUUGUUUUGUUUUAAAUCCAGUUUCCUAAUAUAAUUUUCAUACAUAUAAUGCUUAUUUGGCAGUGGUUCCCUUUUGAUGGAAAUCAUACAUAAUCCAAGGAGAAGGCAAAUUUCUUCAUAUAGCUGCAGAUAAAGAAGUGCUAUUGGGUGUCUUAGCACAAUCCAACCAUAACUUAUUUAGCUGUUCAAAUGGUAAAAAUAAUUGCAUUAUGCAAAAAAAGCCAAGCAGUAGAAUAAAAUCUGUCUGGAGAAUGUGGGAUGUGUGCUUUUCCUGCCAGUUCAAAAUAAACAUUUAACAAAUACUA